Messenger RNA from Mycena citricolor, 1236 nucleotides. NCBI's taxonomy places the organism in Eukaryota, Fungi, Basidiomycota, Agaricomycetes, Agaricales, Mycenaceae. The record is from the annotation of a GenBank genome assembly.
CUGAUGUUCACGACUUGGAUCAGUCCAUGGAAGAUCUGUAACACCAGGAAGCCGCACGGCCGUGAAUUCUAGAAUUCUGAAAAUUUCCGAACCGUGGCACUUUUACUCAAUCCAACGACGGCUAGUGAACCUGGCGUCGCAUCAGGUCGAUGAGUAGACUUCUUGGUCCUUGCCCUCCCUUCCUAUCGUCCCUCUCCUGUUUAGUACGCCAUGUGCGGCCAUGAUCAACGAGGUAAGGAGGAAAGCGGAAAGCGUGGUCUGAUCCUGUUUGAACAGCGGAACCAGCAGACAAGAUGAGAAGACCAUGUUUCUUGCACAAAGAAGGUCGACUCCCGAAGUAUCUCGCAUCCGAUGGUAUUUGGCCGGCCACGGCGAGGCCCAAACGCCACAAAGAUUACUAUUUUGAGCUCAACGGAGAACUUGCUAACGCGAAUAAACCGCACUUCUGAAUAGGCCGCGAUAGCUUCUGAAUGUGAAUCGCCUGUUCAUGAGAUCUAUCUGCAACCUGCAGCUCAUAUAUAAGCGCCUGUUGGUAUCGAAUACGAACAGAAUCCCAGAAACACGAUGCGUCUUCCAGUUUCAAUCGCUCUCUCCUUGUAUACUGCCUUUCUGGGACAGACCCAGGGCGAUGUCGAGAGACAAGGCGCGGUUGAUAUUUCGGGCGGCAGCGUCAGCAGUACCACGCCGACCAGAAACAAUGGCACCAUCACUCAGCCUGGGGUCAACAGCAUGAUCUGGCUGGAUAUGCCGUUUCCGUUCGAGUACAAGCCGGCCAACUGGUGUCACGCGGGGUAUACCCACAUCUCUGUCUGGCUGAUGAAUCACAUACCCGGCGCUGAGGAUCUGGACGGAUCAGGAAAGCCACUGGAUGCCCAGCACCAUUUCGGAGACUGGACGAUGUCCAACUACGCUCAACUGCCUGAAGCAUCAGACAAAGCCCCGAAUGUGCUGUAUCUUCGUCGAGAUGGCCUUGGUGUGCCUGAAGGUGGGAACAUGUACUUCUCCGUAGUAGAGCACGCAACUGGCUGUCCACCGCGUAACUCACCAACACAAUAUGGCAUUACGUCGAACCAAGUCUACGUGCACUGAUAUAGACUGGACCACCUGCCUUGAAAGGUGCACGAAAUCGUUGGUGCUCAUGGCAGUGGCUAUGCUUGAUCCUGGGAUAUUCGUUCCUUCAUUAGACAUUGUAAGAUCGAGAUACAUUUUAUAGCAAUAGUAUGGAUGGUGAUGGGA